Molecule: messenger RNA, 3300 nt
Organism: Sclerotinia trifoliorum
Lineage: Eukaryota; Fungi; Ascomycota; Leotiomycetes; Helotiales; Sclerotiniaceae
Source: the annotation of a GenBank genome assembly
UCCUCCUCUGCCAAAAUUAUAUUCGAAUGCAUCUAUAUCAUCUUCACAUGACUGCUACUUGCUACUUACUGCUUGCGACAACCACUUCCUAAGUAUUGCGCUUUGGCCGUUAAAAGAAGUACAUUUACAAUCUACAACGCGCGCGGUCUGCAAACAUGGAUGGAAACCACAAAGGAGGUCGAGGAGUACAACCUCCGUAUCGAUCAACAAAUCUCAAAUCGCAGCGAGCAGAAGAUCCUUUUGAUGAUUCGCACCAUUUAAAGUCGCCUCAGUUGCAAUCGUCAAGUGCACAUUCUCGGGACGUUGAUCUAAAGAGACCAUCUACUGCGCGCAACGGCCGAGUAAGUCAUUACUUAACAAUACCUACUACAAAACUUGAGAUUCGAGUCUGCUAACACUUCUUAAGUCUAACAGUCGUUCGAUAAUAAUGGCUCGGGGGGCUUUUUCCAAAAGUCUCAGUGUUUUUAGGGAGAAAGAAUUGACACAAGUGAAUCAGAGUUCAUCAAAUGGAGAUUUAUUUGAAUAUCUGAUUGCACCUAAGGAUAAAGGUGGACAAUUGAACACCUCCGCUAGUUCUCCAAUGGGGAAAGGUUCACCUAUAUUCACGGACAAUCAAGGGACCUCUGCGUUUCCUCAGCAUACAUAUGACAUUACUCGGAAUAAGCUUCACGACAGUCAUUCUCGCGGACCUAGCGGAUCUACAAACGAUAUUGAUUCUUUUGAAAUGGAAAGCACAUAUGAUGAUGGGUUUUAUACGGCGAAUGAGAUUCAAUCAAUGCAGCAUCGUCGCGAAGGCACUCCUCCGAGCAGCACGGUUCGGUAUAAUGAGUACCACCAGUCACCCUCCUAUUCGAUACGCCACGAUAGUCGCAUAGUCGGUUCGGCUUCAGUACAACAGUCUUCUUCAGACCGGCAAGUCCAACCAUAUAAGUCUCAUCAGGCUCCUGUGUUGGUUGCAAAAGGUCCUGGAGAUAAUGUAACUUCGAGAUUUAGAGGAUCGAGCACAUUAUCAUUCACAAACACCGUACCAUACAAUACGAUGAAUUCUCCGGAGAGCAACGUGGAUCAAGUAGGUGUUCUCACCGGCGACAAAGAUUCAUCGCCAAAGAAGAGCAAAGAGAAGAAGGCUAAGAAAAGCAAGUUCUCCCCCAAUUCUACGGCGGUUUCUGCCAUCUCUGAGAAUCAGCUCUACUCGGGACUAAGUGACAUGCACACUGGUCUGUUUUUGUCGACGUAUAACGGAAAUCGUGCCUCACUACCUCGUCCUAAGGAUGCCAAUUCGACAGGUUUUCCCACAGAGUUGCCUCCGCGACCUGCUCCCCGGCCCCCACUACCUAUCAGAGUGACCGCGGAGGCUAGAGCGCAGUUUGCUGCCAGGAAACAGGAUGAGAGAUUGGCUCUAGAGCGACGCUUGGCAGAGCCUCAUCUUGUCCGACGCACUGUUUCUGCCAAUAAUAAUUGGGUUGUUAGUUUCUUCCAAGGUCUUACCUCUAAUUGCUGGGCUGCGUUUGCCGUCACACAAUUUGGAUUUUUAUCAACAGGAGUUAGCGUGGGUGUCGUCGUUACACUUAGGAGCACAGCCAGUCAGUCAUCCACUAGUAAUAUCAGUGUAGUGGUUAUCUGGUGGCUGGUGCUUAGUGUGAUCCUUCUGUGUGUUGGAGGUACGACCUUUGGCUUCAUGAUCUGCCGCGAAAGUGCAUAUCAUCCUCGCGGCGGAUUUAGACAACAUGCUGGCAGCCGGGAGAUUGUAGAUGGUAGUAUUGGACGUGGCGAUCUGGAAAGCGGCCAUCAUGGACAAAGAUCUUUCGAAAUGGUUCCCGGAGCUAAUACUAUGCGUCGGGAGGCCUUGUCGACUUUUGAUGCUCCUCAACGAGUCCAAAAUCUUCAUCCUGAGGUCCUUCGACCUAAUGUGGAGAUAUCUCAAAGAGUACGAAAUUAUCACCAUGGAUUUGAACAGGUUCCUACGUAUGGCACUGGAGAAGGACGGUAUUACGAGCCUUUCCGUUUGAACAGUCCGGAAGUUGAAAAUUAUGGCUAUAUGUUAGCGAAUCCAGCGACGCCCUUAACGCCUUUACCACAAGCUGUCUUAAAGCCAGUAACUUCUCGAAACAUCAAUGAUUUCCCAGUUCAUCAUUAUACUCCCAGUAAACUAAGUGGAUCUCAUUCAGCAAACCCUUCUUUGCCCGAUGAGGCUUACGGGACAAUGGGAGUUCCUAGUUGGACAUCGAUCAGAAGUAGGGAUAGUCUGGUAGCAGCUGCACCUCAUCGAGACUUGGCGAUGAAGAGCCUCCUUGGAGAAAAUGCAGCUCCCAAGGUAAGUUCAAGCUAUUCUAAUCAAACAUAAUUUUUCUCAUAGCAUUCAGCGGGAAUAGUACUAAGUUUUAUCCUCCGCAGACCCCAUCUAACACCACGGAUACUUGGAACAGAGAUCAAGGCACUAUAGAGUCUGCAACACCAUCCCAGACAUCAGUGUAUUCAUACAUGCCAUCUGCCCACCCCUUACAUCGUACACCCGCAGAAAUGCAGCAGCGACAGGCUGUGGAUACUUUCGUACUCAGCAGUCACAACGCAUCUUGUAUAAGUUCAAGAAUCGACUUGGACAAGGCAAUGCCACCCACCCUCAAACGGGUCGAGACUGAGGGCCCGCUAGAGAAAUUGGAGAAGAGUCUCGCUCACCAGAGUGAGCAGAUCGUUUUCGGAAAACAGUUUUCCCCUCCGCUUGAUCUUGGUGAUAGACCUUUGGUGGUCUGUCACAAACGUGUCGUAAAUGGAAGAUUUAGGCAGUACGGAUCCCGUGAAGAUAAUCUUGAAGCUGGACCUGCCGCUGCAAGCGUCAGUAGUAGCAAUAAUCCUCGUCGCAGACCGGAGGCCAUUGACCAUUGUACAACACCGCAAGCUCCUCGUGGUGGUAUGCUUUCCAGAUUGAAUACUGGGGACAGCUCUGCAUUAGAUAACAUCGACCUGACUGAUUCUACCUUCGCCUCGCGAAACCCCUACCGCGAUAGCAUGAAUGACAGUUGUGAUAACAGUCCUUGCAACAUGGAAAUUUUACCAGCUACGUACUACACAGGUAGUGGCAAGGGAAAGAGUCUUGCAUACGAAUGAUUCCGCUCUCAUCCUUCACUCCGAACUUAGAAGCUACGGGAUCUCAUCUCGACGGCGAACAGUCAUCUACUGUCUACUACUCUUGCAACCCUUUGCAACCUCUACUACUCUUACAACUCAUUCAACCUACUUCCAUUCCGUCAGAAAAAAGACGUUAUGGUCAAAAGUUACAUUUGCAUUUAUUCACAUUUCCUC